AGAGUCGAUUCGAGUGCGCGCCGACGGCAGCCCAGCGACCGCUUCCCAACCGCCAUUUGAGCGAUAUACGAUAUAUAUACUGCGUCGUGCGGAGGACGCGUAGCCGACGGAGGAGCGAGCACCGGGUGGUGGUGCAAGGGGGAGUUGGAGAGGUCCGGCGAGGGAGUCGAGUGGAGAGAGAGAUUUUUUGGUGGAUAGCUGGCUGAUUUUUUUGGGGAUUUUCGGUGUGUUUAGUCGCCUCUGAGGCAGGUUUUCCGUACAGAUUCCUGCAGGUAGUUGAUGGUCGAGCGGGCCCGGCUUUAGCAUGUCGACGAAGGAGAACAUGGCGGGACAGUGGAAAUUCAUAUCGAGAAUCGGACGUGUAAUCCCCUGGCCGAUAACAGCAGCUUCGACGAGAGGGUUCCGAACGCCCUCCAAUCUGACGUCCUCGUCACGUUAGCACAUAACCCGCUUGUCCCACGGGAUGCUACGCAGGGACACCUCUACUAUGCUUAUCUACAGUCUUUCCAAUGACGAUACGGAGAUAGUGUUCACCCUAAGGUCCCUCGCCCAGGCCAGCAUCAUCUUCGUUAUGGCCUUGGCCAUCAUCAUCACCAACGCACUCAUCAUAGCCACCCUGAUUAACUUCAGAGCGGGACCUACGGAAGUUAUAAAUUAUUACCUGCUGUCGCUGGCAGUAGCCGAUUUACUAUGUGGCCUUCUAAUAGUACCGUUGUCGGUGUAUCCGGCGGCUGUGGGCGAUUGGGUCUACGGGGACAUUCUCUGCCGCGUGAUCGGAUAUUUGGAAGUAACGCUUUGGGCGGUCACCGUCUACACGUUCAUGUGGAUUAGCGUAGAUCGAUACUUGGCCGUACGGAAACCUCUUCGAUACGAAACCCUUCAAACCAAAACCAGAUGUCAGUGUUGGAUGGCUUUUACCUGGAUAUCGGCGGCGAUGCUCUGCUGCCCGCCUCUUCUGAGCUUCACCGAACCGCGCUUCGAGAAAGAGGCCUUCAUAUGCAUGCUGAAUUGGGGCAGCAUGGCCGCUUAUUCCAUCACACUUUCCAUCCUGAUCCUCGGCCCUAGUCUCAUCACCAUAUUCUACACCUACAGUUACAUAUUCAGUAUGCUUCGGAAGAUCAGGAGCGGUUUUCCGUUUCACGACAAAGAAUACGCAACGGCGUUGGCGGAGAACCUGUCGAAUCCCAGCCACUUGAUGUCCUUCACACUAGUGGUGGCUUUCUGGCUCUCCUGGACGCCUUACAUAGGAGUAUCGCUUUACGAAUAUUUCACCGCGCCGCUGCAGAACCAACAAGUGCUGCACUUCGGCAUUGUGUGGCUGGGUUUCCUGAACUCCUUCUGGAAGUCGGUGAUCCUGAUCAGCCUGAGUCCGCAGUUCAGGCUGGCGUUGCGCAUCUUCUGCAUGACCAUCUGCUGCAGGUACAAAGGCCGUCUGCAGGCCGAGCUGAUCGGCAUGGACGACGACUGACUGCUCCGUCGCCUGCCCGCCCUCGCUUCCAAUUUUCCUAUAACAGGCAUCGCCGUGAGGGACUACGAAUUUUUUAUAGGUAUUUCAAAUGUCAAUGCGCUGUUGUUUCUGUAGGGUGCUUGAGGUGGGUUUGUUUGUAGGUAAAAUGAGAAGAUAUUGGUGCCAAUUUUCGC
This is a messenger RNA of Phyllotreta striolata, 1641 nucleotides long. The record is from the annotation of a GenBank genome assembly. Lineage: Eukaryota; Metazoa; Arthropoda; Insecta; Coleoptera; Chrysomelidae.